Gaeumannomyces tritici R3-111a-1 is the source of this 2253-nucleotide messenger RNA. RefSeq lists its product as hypothetical. The record is from RefSeq and is a predicted model, not a curated record. The coding region runs from base 743 to 1774 and encodes 343 amino acids. Gene Ontology annotation, cellular component: fungal-type vacuole membrane. The transcript has 3 exons. Lineage: Eukaryota; Fungi; Ascomycota; Sordariomycetes; Magnaporthales; Magnaporthaceae.
GGCUAUUUUGAGGGGGGUGGGGGUGUAUUUGCCCACAUGCAUGUGCUUUUCGUUCGUCCAAAAACGACCCCUUCUCCAUCUCGUGGAUACGUCGCUUGUAAGAGGAUGCUCCUAUCCUACCUACCUAUUUAAUCCACGGUGCCCAGGGUCGCGCCCCCAAACGGUUGUGACGUCUCGUCGUCUGGUGUUCUUACUUAUUACCCCGGCCUCGUCCUUUCUCCAAGCUCAACACGGGUGGUUGUCACCGAGACUCGCCCUCAUCCCGUAUACUUGUUCUUGCGCCGACGUAUAUAAAGAAUCUCGAAUACCUUCCCAGUCGCCAAGGGAAGGAAAGAAAUCAAGCUCAGCCGAGCUAGCCAGAGACGACCCGGCAGGCAGCCGCCGAUCCAAAGAUCCCUGCUAGAUAAGCUUCACAUCUCAGCGGGGGUUUUUCUUUUCUUUUCGCGAAACGUUCGAUUUCCUUUUUCUCGCACGCACCCGGCCCGCUGCGUCACGCACGGCCAGACAUCGGAGACGGCCGGGAAACGGGGGAGCAGGCACGGACGCAGCGGCGUGUAAGCGGAUCCGGGACCAGCUCGAGAUCGCAAAACACCCAUCGACGCUGCUACCCUGCCGUAUUUACCGUUGAAAUACUUUUUGUUUUCUUCCUUUCUUCCCUUUCCCUCUUUGUGGGCCUUCUUCUUCACCUUUUUUCUUCUACUUCUUCCUGGGUGCUGCGCCAACCCGUCCUUCGUCGCCAAAAAUGUCCGACAAGGGCACCAGCGACCACGUCGCCCGGCCGCUGGACGGCGCCGCGGCAGGAUCCGGCAAGAAGAGGGGAUGUGGCGCCCACAUGAAGCGCAAGUGGUGGGCGUAUCUACUCGGCCUGAUCGUCCUCGUUGUCAUUUUGGUGCCUGUCUUAAUCCUUGUCGCGGUCCCCAAGAUCGCGCAAAAGAAGAUUGACGAGGCCCAGCUCGAGAUCCGGGCCUUCUCCGCCCUGAACACGCAGAGCGAAAACUUCACCCUGGGCAUCGACAGCGUCAUCCGCACCGACGGCUCCGUCCACGCCACCAUCGCCGGCUUCGAGGGUGUCAUGUACCUCGAGGACUGGGCGCCCCAGCGGCCCUUUGCGCGCGUGCACUUCCCCGAGACCACGAGUGACGCCUACCAGGAGGUCCGGAUCGAGCAGUUCACCCCGAUCGACGACAUGGACGCCUUCACCGUCUACAACACGUGGCUGCUCAUAAACGAGACCCUGCGCGUCACCGUGAGGGGGGACACCACCGUGCGCGUCAGGGGAAUCGACCGCGCCUACCCGGUGCUCUUCAAGAAGACCCUCACCGUCCCCGGCCUGCGCCUGUUCGAGGGCACCGUCGUGAGGGACCCAGCCAUCUCCCUCACGGGGGACGCCCAGGGGAACAACUUCAAGGGCAUGGUCGACAUCCCCAACCACUCGCAGGUGACGUUUGAGAUUGGCAACGCCACUUUCCACAACUACCUCAACGGCGCCGAGAUCGGCACCGUCUUCAUCAACAACAUGAUCCUGCGCCCGGGCAACAACACCUUCCCCAUGAACGCCAAGGUCGAGAACGGGCCUGUGCUCACCUUCAUGAGCACCAGGCCCGCUUGCGAGACGGGCAGCGUGCCCUUCCAGCUGCGCGGCAAGGACGUUGUCAACAACGGCCAGCGCCUCAGCUACUUCGCUGACUCGCUCGCUAGCGCGAACCAGACCGUCAACAUCGACAUAGGGGGCGCCCUGAGGCACCGCAACGUAACCAUCGCUUGCAGGUCUUGAAGAGAUGACGAUGGAGGUAUUGGUAAUGGAGUGAGUAAUGAAGGCGUCGGCUGUGGAUUCGAGACGGUUAGGAUAAUGGCUGAGCUAGUCCUCCGUAGGACUCGCCAUCCGGCCGCAACCUGUCGAGUCUGAGCCGGCCAGGAAUGUGUGCUUGGAAUUCCUUCUCGUUUUUGUCCAUCUUUUGAUACCAUGGGCUGAGUGCGAAUCUGUGGUGUGGCAGCGGUGCUUAAUGCUGGGACACGGAUGGGUCGGUAUUUUGUUUAUCUUUUGCAUUAUGGCGAGCUAUCAAGCUCCUGGAUGAAUACGAAUCGUGUAGCUAGCCGCUGCCGGCCAUUAUGUGAACUGGCCGAAGCGAUAAUCCCGGGUUAUCCAACCUCGGCCACUCGAGAUGAUUAGAUAUAGACUCCUGCCAUGGCAAAAGUCUGGCGCAUUGGCGGGCCGCAUGCUUUGCAUCUUCUAUUGGUUGUGGCUUGUCUAGC